Messenger RNA from Effrenium voratum, 939 nucleotides. The record is from the annotation of a GenBank genome assembly. NCBI's taxonomy places the organism in Eukaryota, Dinophyceae, Suessiales, Symbiodiniaceae.
AUGCACGGGGCCGCGGCUGUCUUGCACAUGGCGCAGGGCUUGUCGAAAAACUUUGCACCGCCCACGCCAGACGAGGAGGCAGGGUACAUGCGUGGAAGGCCCUUCCUUCCUGUGAAAAGCGCGGGAGAUGCACACGGUCUUUCCAUAGCCAUGCUGCGAGUGCUGGCCUUGCUGCUUGCCCCCUGCCUGGCUGAGCUCGAGCAGGUCGAGCAGGCGCUGCAGACUGAGAGCUGCGAGGGAGGCCUGUCUCUGGCGCAGCUGCGGGCGCAGAAGGCCCGAGAGAAGUGUGCCAGCAGCGAGCGGAUGCAGAUCCGCUGGUCUGCGGACCCAUCCUUUUGCCUGUCCAGCGACAUGAACCGUAUCGGCAACGGGGUGCCGAUGGGGGUCUGGAAGUGCGACGAGAACUGGUCCAGCCCUGGCCAGCUUUUCAAGCAGAAUUUGCUGAACUAUGGCCAGGACGAGAGGAUCCGUAUGUAUGAUGAUCCAACGUAUUGCGUUGUGGUGGACAAUGACGAGUUCCAGGAUGGUGCAAAGCUGCUGUUGUGGGAGUGCGACGAUGCCGACGCAAACCAAGACUGGGUACUUUGGAGCGCCUUUGGUGGUGGAAGCUGCAGCGGCCAGAUCUCUGCGCUCACCAGCAAGCAGGAAUUUUGCAUGGUGGUUGAGGGCAACAACGCGGUGAUGGGCGCGGCCGUUUUGCUUGGGACCUGCAAGGGCGAGGAGCGACUGGGACCGCAAGCGCAGGCGAGGUUCAGCUCGUGGGCUGAGAAAGCGAGGAAGGCCUUCAACGAGGUGGCCUAUGACCCUGUGCCCAAGGAGGAGGAGGCGCCGUCGCCAGAUGCAGAGAAGGGCGAGGCCGGCACCUGGGCCAACUUUUCGAAGGCCGCCUCCCGGCUCAGCAAGCAGGCGACAGUCGAUGGCACUGGGGCCGAGCUCUGA